AUGUCUCGUGGUUUGCAGUUGUCGAAAGGCCCCAGCUCAGGCCCCGUCGGGUGUGCUUGCAGCCGUCUGGGUCGCGUGCGCCUCGCACAAGACUCCUUCAGCGACCACACGCGCUGUCCGUGCCUGCACUACUGCGUGGCAGAGGUGUUCAAGGGUCAGAUGUUCACCCGCGCGCGGGGUUCCCCCGCCGGCCGCCAGGCAGCGCGGCGGUCGAGUCAAGGCCGCCAACUGUCGCCGGCCGCCAGUAGCCCGCGAGCGCUGCGAGCUGACGGAUCCGGCGCGACGUUGCCAGCUCGCGGCGACGGUUACACGCGCGCCGAACACUUCCGAACUACACCGAAGCUCGCACGACAUCACACCAGGAUAAUAACACGGGCCGGGAAUAGUUGUCCAGGAGGCGAGGCCAUGUCGCCGUGGCUCGUCCUGCUGGCGGUGUCCUGCGCCGCGGCCCUGGAGUACCCCGACCACUGCCGGCCCGCCGCGGACCUGCAGCCGCUGCACUUCCUCAGGAGCAGGACCACUGGGCGGGGCGGCCCGGACGGCCUGCAGGAGGUGAGUCUGCAGCCGCUGCACUUCCUCAGGAGCAGGACCACUGGGCGGGGCGGCCCGGGCGGCCUGCAGGAGGUGAGUCUGCAGCCGCUGCACUUCCUCAGGAGCAGGACCACUGGGCGGGGCGGCCCGGGCAGCCUGCAGGAGGUGAGUCUGCAGCCGCUGCACUUCCUCAGGAGCAGGACCACUGGGCGGGGCGGCCCGGGCGGCCUGCAGGAGGUGAGUCUGCAGCCGCUGCACUUCCUCAGGAGCAGGACCACUGGGCGGGGCGGCCCGGGCGGCCUGCAGGAGGUGAGUCUGCAGCCGCUGCACUUCCUCAGGAGCAGGACCACUGGGCGGGGCGGCCCGGGCGGCCUGCAGGAGGUGAGUCUGCAGCCGCUGCACUUCCUCAGGAGCAGGACCACUGGGCGGGGCGGCCCGGGCAGCCUGCAUGAGGUGAGUCUGCAGCCGCUGCACUUCCUCAGGAGCAGGACCACUGGGCGGGGCGGCCCGGGCGGCCUGCAGGAGGUGAGUCUGCAGCCGCUGCACUUCCUCAGGAGCAGGACCACUGGGCGGGGCGGCCCGGACGGCCUGCAGGAGGUGAGUCUGCAGCCGCUGCACUUCCUCAGGAGCAGGACCACUGGGCGGGGCGGCCCGGGAGGCCUGCAGGAGGUGAGUCUGCAGCCGCUGCACUUCCUCAGGAGCAGGACCACUGGGCGGGGCGGCCCGGGCAGCCUGCAGGAGGUGAGUCUGCAGCCGCUGCACUUCCUCAGGAGCAGGACCACUGGGCGGGGCGGCCCGGGCGGCCUGCAGGAGGUGAGUCUGCAGCCGCUGCACUUCCUCAGGAGCAGGACCACUGGGCGGGGCGGCCCGGGCGGCCUGCAGGAGGUGAGUCUGCAGCCGCUGCACUUCCUCAGGAGCAGGACCACUGGGCGGGGCGGCCCGGACGGCCUGCAGGAGGUGAGUCUGCAGCCGCUGCACUUCCUCAGGAGCAGGACCACUGGGCGGGGCGGCCCGGGCGGCCUGCAGGAGGUGAGUCUGCAGCCGCUGCACUUCCUCAGGAGCAGGACCACUGGGCGGGGCGGCCCGGGCAGCCUGCAGGAGGUGAGUCUGCAGCCGCUGCACUUCCUCAGGAGCAGGACCACUGGGCGGGGCGGCCCGGGCGGCCUGCAGGAGGUGAGUCUGCAGCCGCUGCACUUCCUCAGGAGCAGGACCACUGGGCGGGGCGGCCCGGGCGGCCUGCAGGAGGUGAGUCUGCAGCCGCUGCACUUCCUCAGGAGCAGGACCACUGGGCGGGGCGGCCCGGACGGCCUGCAGGAGGUGACCUUCAAGUUUCUCCCGCGGGUGACCACCAGCGACAACAUCACGGGCUACUUCAUCGAGCUGGACACCUCCAUGGUGUUCCACUUCGGCGGCAUCCUGGAUAACGAGACCACGAGGGAGGAUGCCUUCAGCCUGUGCGUGGGUCUCGCGUCGCUGCACCUCAAGAGGCAGCGGGAUCGUCAGACCUCGUUCGACCCGGCGGAGAUAGCGGGCAGCUUCGAGACCAACCACAAGGGACUCAAGUUUUUCGAGAACUUCAAAGAGUUCGAGGUCAAGGCGAGGUUCAAGCCGUCCAUAGCCGUCGGCCAAGUGUUGGUGAACAAGACCUGCUGGGAGGAAAAAAGAGAGUACAGCCCUUGCAUCCAGGCGCUGCAAGUGGAAAGAGACAUGAAGACCGCCUUCUCACAGAAGAACCCCUUCUCGGAGGACUUCUGGGACUCCAUGAAGAUCUACCUGCACCAGAAGCUCGGCGCGGAGCUGGAGAGACUGCACAUGGCCUUCCCGUACGACCACAACAACGUGCUCUUCCGCUGGCUCAUGUGGAUGCUCGACGAAGAGCACGUGGACAUCUACGACUUCCGCAUGUCCUCCAGCGAGUACACCCCCAACUGGGGGUCCCUCAACUCCAGCUGGCUCCAGAUAAUGCCCUUGCUCACCCGCCUUGACCUCAGCAACAAUGGCAUAUCCGAGAUACAACCUGGUACGUACAAUACAAUAACACAAUGGCAUGUUUCAUCUUCCUGUGAUUUGAGCAUGUCCUCCAGCGAGUACACCCCUAACUGGGAGUCCCUCAACUCCAGCUGGCUCCAGAUAAUGCCCUUGCUCACCCGCCUUGACCUCAGCAACAAUGGCAUAUCCGAGAUACAACCUGGUACGUACAAUACAAUAACACAAUGGCAUGUUUCAUCUUCCUGUGAUAUGAGCAUGUCCUCCAGCGAGUACACCCCCAACUGGGGGUCCCUCAACUCCAGCUGGCUCCAGAUAAUGCCCUUGCUCACCCGCCUUGACCUCAGCAACAAUGGCAUAUCCGAGAUACAACCUGGUACGUACAAUACAAUAACACAAUGGCAUGUUUCAUCUUCCUGUGAUUUGAGCAUGUCCUCCAGUGAGUACACCCCCAACUGGGGGUCCCUCAACUCCAGCUGGCUCCAGAUAAUGCCCUUGCUCACCCGCCUUGACCUCAGCAACAAUGGCAUAUCCGAGAUACAACCUGAUUAUUUAACAAGCGUGACAAACCUAACAUUUCUAAACCUGGGAAGAAACAAGUUAACCACCAUUCCGCCAGAAAUAUACAACUUAAGUAAACUAACUUUCCUCGAUCUUUCAAGAAACCCCUUCAAGGAUCUCGAAACGUUUUUCGAACCGAGACAUUUGAAAAGCUUCCCACUUGUAAACUAUUUCAACAUGUCUCACAAUCCAAUCAGGGAAAUCGACUUGAUCUUACCCAUGCUCCACACGAACAACAAAGGGGUGACGCCGAUGGAGCUGAUCGUGCUGGAUCUGAGCUUCUGCGACAUAAAAACAUUCCACACGCGCCCAGAACUGUUCUCGGAGCAACGCAGGAUGACCCACCUGUUUCUCGCCGGCAACCGGAUGGGCAACUCCCCGAGGUUGCACUUCCCGAACAGACGGGAGCUGAUGACCCUGGACCUCACGUACAACAACUUGACGACUCCCUUGCACAUUCUGGACCAGGGUGAAGUCGUCAACCUGAACCUCUCGCUGAACAACAUCACGGACUGGACCAACUACUACCCGGACAACCCCUACGAGAACAUCUCGGUGUUCGGGCGCAUCGACCACCUGAACCUGUCCAUCAACACGAUCCCCGCGCUGAGCAUGGUGAUGGGGCAGUCCCUGGAAGAGUUGGAGACCGUGGACCUGGGCGACAACCCCAUCGACUGCGAGAACUGCACCAUCCCCCAGUUCAAGCAGUGGCUCGCGCGCUACCGGGCCAACAACGACACCGACAAGGUGACCUUGAAGAUGUUCAACGACACCGUCACGGAUUUCUUCUGCACGAGGCCCUUGAAGCUCAAGACGCAGUUUGUGUCCAACGUGACAUUCGACGAGGAAGCGCUGUGCCGCAAAGAGGAGAGGAACCUGUUCAUCCUGCUCGGCGUCCCAUUGGCUGCCAUCGGGUCGCUGGUGGUGCUGUUCGGCAUCAUCCUCUACGCCUACCGCUACGAGGCGACGUACCUUCUCCACCUGGUGAAGAUCAAGAGACGCAUGAAGGCCGGCGCCAGCCGCGGCGAAGGUGACUUCAAGUACGACGCCUUCGUCUGUUACAGUGGUUCUGACCGAGUCUGGGUGGUGGGAGACUUGUUGCCAACAUUGGAAAAUGGACCAGAAAAGUACAGGUUGUGCUUGCACGAAAGAGACUUCACGCUAGGGACUUACAUCACCAGCAACAUCGUAGGUGCCAUGCAGAACAGCAGAAACACCAUCGUCGUGUUGACAGAUAACUUCGUCAAAAGUCAGUGGUGCAAGUGGGAACUGGAGAUGGCCAACCACAAGCUGUUCGAGGAGUCGCGCGAGUUCCUGGUGCUGAUCGAGCUGGAGCGGCUGGACCGGAGCGAGCUGCCUCGCCACCUCAAGUACCUGAUGGACACGCGCACCUACCUGGAGUGGCCCGAGCCGGGCGACCGCACGGGCGAGGUGGAGGUGGUGUACCGCCGCCUCAAGGAGGCGCUCGGCCCCAGCAUCUUCGAGAUGGAGCAGGAGAUGGAGCAGGACCAGGCCGACGGCCAGGACAUGGUGCUGCAGGACACGAGGGCGUAGCGGCCUCCGAUCUCUCCGUCGGCAGUCCUCGCAUAUCCUCGGCUCUCGAUGCCCCAAAUAAAAUAAUCAGAAUUCUCCUAAGGGAGACAGAAACUGCUAAAUGUCACCUACGAUUUAAUUUUUUUUGACGUGAUAACGUCUUAUAAAUCGAUGAACGCUGGCUGCACGCACGGAAAAGAAUGACUUAAUUGUCACGUUCCGCCUGAGCCGAGCGUGCGACAAACCGGCCAACCACCGUGCGAGAAAAUCUUUUAUAGAUAAUAUCAAACAGGUUAAGUCGGGCUUUUUAAAAGCAGCAAUUUAAAAAUAAAAUUGAUUUAUUUGUCCAAUUUCGUCAUUUCAAAUUAACAAUUUAUUGACAUUGAUUUUAUUUCAGUAUAUUUCUGAAACUAAUCGUUCGUGAUUAUUAUUUUAAAAAAAUUAAUUUAAAUUAAAUUAGCGAAAACUGUAAAUAAUAUUUGAAAAUUAAAAAGUAUGCAGUUUUUCAUCAAUGUUUUCUUAUGACGUUAUCACAUAAAAUAAUCGUCCAUAAACCGACUUUAAGGGAAACCCCCCCCCCCUUUUUUUAAUUGAUUUUAAUGUAAACCCAAAUGAUUUUUACACAAAAAGCCAUUUUGUCGCAUACAAUUUUUUUAACUUUUGUUGUUUCUUUUAAUAUUGUCUCAUUAAAAAUUCAAUUAUAAAAAUUAUUUUAUGUAAUGUGGCCAACCCCCCUUAUACCGGGGUAGUUGCACAUGUUCGCAUUCGCCACGCCAGUCCCGUAUACGCGUCACCACUGCCAUACUGAUAUUGAAAGUGUAGUAAAAUUAAAUUCAACAGACGUGCAUGUACUGGUGUAACAUUGGCCAGUGCGCAAAAUAAAUCAUUAGUAUGCUAAAUUUACCGACAGACCUGCAUACCCUAUUGUGAUAGUUAUAAUAAUGAAUUACCAAAAAUAAGAUGCUCAAAAUUAAGUACUGUACAAGGGUAAAGGGAUCUAAAAGGUUAAUUCGAGAUAUCAUUUAAAUUGCUAUAAUUGAAUUCAACGCAUGUAGCGACAUUUGUAUACAGACACUCUUACACUAAACUUAAUUAUAUUCCAAAGUCCCACAGAGCAGGGGGGGGGGGGGGGACGAAAUAGUGACGUCCUUCAGUCUAGAUAAUUCAACCAGCAAUUCCCGUCGCCGCACUCUGUCUUUCAAACACGUCUUCCAUAAGUCAUACCAGCCGGGCAAAAAGUACAAAAUCCAGUUCUCGCACUUACUUGUUACUGAAGCAUACCUCUGUAGUUGGUGACUGCCGGGGUCGGGUGUAAACCCCACUCUUUUUUUAGCGCCUCUUGCAUCGCGCUGUAUCGGGGGCCCUUGCACUAGGCCCCCAAAUAUUGCGUUCUCGUAUACCACCACUUAUGUUGUUUCGUCCAAAGUGUCGUGGCGUUACCGUCAUAUUAAAUCUUAUUCACGUAACGUAACACCUGUUACUCAUCGCUGGGAUGCAAAUUCUACUAUCCACCGAGUAGUUCCGCGGCCGGCGGUCAAACACACACUCCACCGCUGCAAACAGCUGGCCGUCGCCUCCCCUUGUCACGUCAGCUGACGUCACCCCCCUCCUCUACUACCACCCCUCACUCCGCUAGAUCUUUCUGGUUAUUUCUUGCAAGUCCCACUCCAGAAUAAGGGUGCUUAACGUAAAAUAAAAAAGGUAUACGAUUAAAAAGUUACAAAAAAUAAAUAAUAACAUACACCAUUAAAUAAUAUAAACACAUAAAUAAUGUUAUUAAAAAAAUUAACUCAUCUUAAAAUAAACUUUACACUAAAUAAAGGUAAUAGUAAUAACCAAGACGACUGAGGCCGCCACAAGUGGCCUCAGUAAUCAAGAUGAUAUCUUGUUUAUGUCCACGAUCUGUAUUUUGUGAUAACUUCUUUUUCAAGAGGAAAUUAAAUUUUAUUAUACUUGUGAAUCGAUGUAAUAUUUUUAAGAGUGUUAAAUAACGUGUGAUAUCCUAUAAAAGGAAAUUUUGUAAAUAUUUUUCAGGUAAUUAUAUUAGCUUGAAUGUUUUUUUAAGAAUUUCUUAGUUUUCAUUUGCAUGGGCGAGCAGCUCCCAUAAAACUUACAAUUAAAGAGUGAAAAAUUUCAUUUGGCACAAUGUUACAAAACGUGUAUUUGUAUUGAAAGUGAUAUUGAGAAAAAUAAUUUCAUUUUGAACAUCAUUUUGCGUAGUUAGUACAAAUAAUUUUUUUCUAUUCACUUGUAGUUAAAGAGGUAAUUGUGGAUGAUGAAUAUCUGUAUUUGUUUUUAUACUUUUGAAAAGUUUUAUAUAACUAUGAUAGCACCCGAUUAUUUUGUUAAAUAUUAAUUUUAAUACAUUUAUACAAUUAGUUUACAUGCUGUAACAUUAUUUACAGCCAAAAAGGGAAUGACUGUGUAUGUACUGUACAUAAACAAGUUCAAAAUAUAAUGCAGUCUUGCCUA
Messenger RNA from Bacillus rossius redtenbacheri, 7083 nucleotides. RefSeq lists its product as uncharacterized. The transcript is spliced from 9 exons. Gene Ontology annotation, molecular function: protein binding; transmembrane signaling receptor activity. NCBI's taxonomy places the organism in Eukaryota, Metazoa, Arthropoda, Insecta, Phasmatodea, Bacillidae. Gene Ontology annotation, cellular component: plasma membrane. The record is from RefSeq and is a predicted model, not a curated record. Bases 1 to 4632 code for a protein of 1543 amino acids. Gene Ontology annotation, biological process: inflammatory response; innate immune response; toll-like receptor signaling pathway.